AUCUUCGACUCCAUGUCAGGUCUGCCGAAAUUGGACGUGAUUCGCAACCACCUCAAGGGAGAAGGCAGACUGUCCGAGGGCGGAGCUUUGAAGGUACUCAAAACGGCUACUGAUCUCUUAGCCGAAGAGCCGACUAUGCUGGAAGUACCUGCUCCUGUUAUCAUCUGUGGAGACAUCCACGGACAGUACUAUGAUCUGCUCAAACUACUCAACAUAGGAGGCUCGGCUAGUUCGAACACUUACCUCUUUCUGGGGGAUUACGUGGAUAGAGGCAUGUUCAGCAUAGAGUGUGUACUGCUUCUGUACGCUAUGAAGAUAGCAUACCCGAAGAACGUCCUCAUGUUGAGAGGCAACCACGAGUGCCGACACCUGACCAAAGUGUUCACAUUUAAAGACGAGUGUCUGGCUAAGUACAACGACACAGUGUACAAGGCAUGCAUGGAGUCUUUUGACGCCCUCCCUCUUGCGGCCAUAGUGAACAAACAUUUCAACGACAAACUUGGACCAACUGGUGACGCCAUGACUGACAUGCUGUGGUCUGACCCCACCAAGAACUAUGGUAACGAGAGUUCAAAUGAGCAGUACACCUACAACACUUCUCGACAGGGAUGUUCGUACUUCUACACGUACAACGCAGUCUGUGACUUCCUCAAGUUCAAUGACCUCAUAUCGGUGAUCAGGGGUCACGAGGCACAGGAUGCAGGAUACAGGAUGUACAAGACAGGCAAGACCUCAAAGUUCCCCUCUCUGAUCACUAUCUUCUCAGCACCCAACUACUGCGAGACGUACGGCAACAAGGCGGUCGUGCUAUGCUACGAAAGAGGCAACCUCAAUUUGAAGACCUUUCUGAGCCAGCCCCACCCCUAUUGGCUGCCCAACUUCCAGAACGGACUGGUGUGGUCUCUCCCAUUUGCAGCCAAACUCAUCACACAUCUCCUGCUGGCAUUGUGCCAAGUGUGCACUGAAGAAGAGUUGUCGCGAGCGAGUGAGAUAGACGACACCCUGCUGAACAAGAUGAAGGCGGUGAGCAAGAUGGCUGACUACUAUGACCACGUGGCAGACGACAACGAUCUCGCUGUCAAAAUGAAGGGCAAGUACAAGAGGACUCUUUGUGUAUGUAUUGAUGAAUGA
Symsagittifera roscoffensis is the source of this 1131-nucleotide messenger RNA. RefSeq names its product serine/threonine-protein phosphatase 2B catalytic subunit gamma isoform-like. The coding region runs from base 13 to 1131 and encodes 372 amino acids. Gene Ontology annotation, biological process: calcineurin-mediated signaling. The transcript is spliced from 8 exons. The record is from RefSeq and is a predicted model, not a curated record. Gene Ontology annotation, molecular function: calmodulin-dependent protein phosphatase activity; calmodulin binding. Gene Ontology annotation, cellular component: cytoplasm; calcineurin complex. Lineage: Eukaryota; Metazoa; Xenacoelomorpha; Acoela; Convolutidae.